AUGAGGAGAGGAGAGCCGGGCAGACAGGCAGCAGGAGAGCGGAACCUCCUCAGAGGAGGAGCGGGAGAGGAGCGGAGCGGUAAACAAAGAGGCGGCGGCAGAGCGGCGGCGGAGCGGCGGAACCGUAGCGGUAAUCCACCUCAGACACCAUCCGUGUGUCUGACGAAGAGUGUGUGUGAGGAUCAGAACCAUUCAGAGCUGUCAGAGCUCUACGGUUACUCCACUUCCGGUAGGAUUUUCAGAGUAAAGGCCUCAUUUGAAAGACUGCAGUAACCUCUUUAUUACUGAACAACCAGAGACAGAAUCAACCAGAGGAAAUAUUAAAUCUUUAUCUUCAUCACCAUCAUCAUCAUCGUUGUCGUCAUCAUCUUCAUCAUCAUCAAAAUGGGUCUGUAACGUAUAUAUAUAUAUAUAUAUAUAUAUAUAUAUAUAUAUAUAUAUAUAUAUAUAAAUAUGUAUAUAUAUAUAUAUAUACAGUAUAUAUAUAUAUAUAUAUAUAUAUAUAUAUAUAUAUAUAUACUGUAUAUAUAGUAUAGACACAGUCUAUGGUGGUCAUAAUAAUGUUUAUUUCCAUGUUCAUGUUUAACUGAAUAAUUUUUAUCUGUGGAGGUUUUAAUCAUCAGUUUUUCUACAUUUACUCCAGAACUUAUUAUUGAUCGUGAUAUUUUUAUUUUUAUACGUCCGCUGAUGAAAGUUUCGCCUUCAAAUAAAGAAACAGAAAUAGUUUUCAGGUUUCCUGUUUACAGAUUUAGAAACAUCAAAGUUUUUAUUCUACGAUUUUAAAAGACUUUCUGACUCUACAGCCCACAGUGUUUUUAUUUAUUAGUGUCUUUUUCACUUUUUUUCACUUUCGUUUCUAAUACUGGUCCAGUUUUUCAUUAAUGCCUUUUUUUAUUGAACCUGCAUUAGUGCGCUUUGCUUUAUUUUGAAGGGUUUCUUCUAGUUCCGGUUGUGAUUCCCCCGCCCUCCUCGCCGUGGUCUCCUAGCAACGGGAACAAACUCCUCCUCCUUCCUCUUCCUGUCAGCGUGAAAAAUGUUCACCGAGAUGAUCACAUUAAAAAAAACCUAAAAACAUGA
Molecule: messenger RNA, 1077 nt
Organism: Xyrichtys novacula (pearly razorfish)
Lineage: Eukaryota; Metazoa; Chordata; Actinopteri; Labriformes; Labridae
Source: the annotation of a GenBank genome assembly